GAUUAGAGAGAGAGAGAGAGAGAGAGAUGGUGAAGACGGUGACGCCCGGCGCGGUUUCCGCCAUGCGGUCGGCCCCGUCGCCGGACUCCCCCGCCGACGUGCCCGAGCUCGUCGUCCAGGUCCUCGACCUCAAGUCCACCGGCACCCGCAACCGUUUCAUGUUCACAGCUAAUGAUGGAAAGAUGAAGUUGAAAGGGAUUCUGCCUUCGAACGUGGAAUCUGAGAUUCAUUCCGGGAGCAUUCAGAAUCUGGGUCUGAUCCGAAUACUUCAUUACACCCUCAACGACAUUCCGAACAAGUCGGACAAGUAUCUGGUCGUCAACAAGUGUGAAGCAGUUUCUCCGGCACUUGAGAUGGAAAUCAAGAGUGAUGCGGGUGAUCUGGACUGUGGCAUCCUUUUAAAGUCGAAGCAAGAAGAUGAAACUAAUUCUGAGGUCACGGUUGAGGAGAGUGGGAAUCUCUGGAAGCCAAAGCAAGAAGUUGAAGUCGGAAAUCAAGUGAAAACCGGACCUGGAAUACAUUUAAAGCCAAAGCAAGAGAUGGUUGCAAAGUCGGCUGCCCAAAUUGUUCACGAACAGCACAGGAAUAUGGCCCCUGCUGCACGCCUGGCCAUGACUAGAAGGGUUCAUCCUCUCGUAUCGCUGAAUCCUUACCAGGGCAGUUGGACUAUAAAAGUCCGGGUGACAAGCAAAGGGAGCAUGCGCACUUACAGGAAUGCUAGAGGCGAAGGUUGUGUCUUCAAUGUGGAGUUGACAGAUGAAGAUGGUACACAAAUACAAGCAACAAUGUUCAAUGAAGCUGCCAGGAAAUUCUAUGACAAGCUUGAAAUAGGGAAGGUGUAUUACAUAUCGAGAGGAACACUAAAGGUCGCUAAUAAACAGUUCAAGACAGUGCAAAAUGACUACGAGAUGACCUUGAAUGAAAAUUCUGAGGUGGAAGAGGCCAGUAAUGAAGCUUCUUUUGUCCCAGAAACAAAAUUUAAUUUUGUGCCAAUCGAUAUGUUGGGUCCCUAUGUCAACGGGAAAGAGCUUGUUGAUGUGAUUGGAGUGGUUCAAAGUGUUUCUCCUACAAUGAGCAUCCGAAGGAAAAGCAACAAUGAGAUUAUUCCUAAGCGUGAUAUUACUAUUGCUGACGAGACGAAAAAGAUCGUUGUGGUUUCUCUGUGGAAUGAGCUUGCGACUACUGUAGGUCAGGAAUUGCUUGACUCUGCUGAUCAAUCGCCUAUAGUUGCUAUAAAGUCCUUGAAAGUUGGGGAUUUCCAAGGUGUAUCUUUGUCAUCACUAGGCAAAAGCGUAGUAAAAGUAAAUCCAGAGACACCAGAGGCAAAGAAGCUGAGGUCCUGGUUUGACUCUGAAGGGAAAGGCAGCUCAAUGGACUCUGUUGGUUCAGGCUUAAUUGCCUCAUCAAGAAAUGGAUCAAGGUCCAUGUAUUCCGACAGAGUGUUCCUUUCUCAUUUUACUAGUAAUCCUUCCUUGGGUGAAGACAAGCCUGCAUUCUUCAGCGUCAGAGCCUAUGUGAGUUUCAUUAAGCCUGAUCAAACGAUGUGGUAUCGUGCAUGCAAAACAUGUAAAAAGAAAGUGACAGAAGCUAUUGGAUCUGGCUAUUGGUGCGAAGGGUGUCAGAAAAAUGAUGAAGGAUGCAGUUUAAGAUACAUAAUGGUAGCGAAGGUUUCAGACCCAAGUGGUGAAGCAUGGGUUUCUGCAUUCAAUGAAGAAGCAGAGCAUAUCAUUGGGUGCCCAGCUGAUGAGCUCAAUCAACUGAAAUCGCAGGAGAACGAGGAGAACCCAUAUCAGCAAAAGCUGAAACAAGCAAUUUGGGUUCCUCAUCUAUUCCGGGUCAGCGUUGCUCAGCACGAGUACAUGAGCGAAAAGAGGCAAAGGAUCACAGUGAAAGGAGUUGCUCCCGUGGAUUUCGCUGCAGAGUCCAGAUAUUUGCUGGAAGAAAUAUCGAAACAGAAAGCUUCUUAGUAGGGUUUGGAUAGGCCUCGUUGUCUCUAACUUUAUGUUGGCUAACCUCUCCUUGUUGAGUGGGGAGGCCAUCAUUUUGGAUCCUCUUCUUUUGCUUGUAUAUGGCUUUCUGGGUUUAGUUAAAAACAGGUGACUUGCUGCAUCUCUAGACUAGCUUUAAAAGUUACGACAAUUUUAUGUCCA
Molecule: messenger RNA, 2150 nt
Organism: Syzygium oleosum
Lineage: Eukaryota; Viridiplantae; Streptophyta; Magnoliopsida; Myrtales; Myrtaceae
Product: replication protein A 70 kDa DNA-binding subunit B-like
Exons: 12
Coding region: 27-1967 (646 amino acids)
Biological process (GO): telomere maintenance via telomerase; meiotic cell cycle; nucleotide-excision repair
Cellular component (GO): DNA replication factor A complex; nucleus
Molecular function (GO): single-stranded telomeric DNA binding; damaged DNA binding
Source: RefSeq, a predicted model, not a curated record